GUCGGCUGUUCGUCGUCGUCUCUGUAAAAACUAACAGCCAUGUCGUCGAGCUCAAGAACAGUGUCCGGAGAAGAAGGCCUGAUGGCGGGAGAAUCCUCUCUUUGCGAUAUGACGCAGACUGUUCGUUUCUCCUCCGGAAACCCUAGGAUAGGGGAAACCCAUGGCGUCAUGCAUCUCUUCUCUGACGAUUCCGUUUCGUCUUCGUCGUCGUCUUCUUGCUCCCCCUCAUCCUCCUCCUCGAACCUCCCGAUAGGAAGGAAUCCUCUUGUUUGCGUGCUCGGUGUUCCGAACCACAUGACUUAUGCAGAUUUUUGCCAGUUCUGUGGUUCUUUUAUCCAGCACAUUCUGGAGAUGCGAACUGUAAGGAACGAUGGGAUUGAAAAUCGGUAUAGUAUUUUGAUAAGGUUUGAUAGUCAAGAAUUCACAGAUGCAUUUUACCAACAUUUUGGCGGAAAACGGUUCAGUUCUCUGGAGGAAGAUGUUUGCCGGGUACUUUUUACUAUGGAUGUUCAGUUUACCGGCUAUAGUGGAUCCAUUGACAAUACCCAGCCUUCUUCUGCUGGCUCAAUAGAGCAAUCUACUUGCCCAGUUUGUCUAGAGAGGCUAGACCAAGAUACAGGUGGCAUUCUCACAACCUUGUGCAAUCACUCCUUCCAUUGUUCAUGUAUUUCAAAUUGGGCAGAUUCUUCUUGUCCAGUCUGUCGAUAUUGCCAGCAGCAACCUGAAAAUUCAGUAUGUUGUGUUUGUCAAACAUCUGAGAAUCUCUGGAUGUGUGUUAUCUGUGGGUUUGUUGGCUGCGGGAGGUAUAAGGGAGGGCAUGCCAUAAGGCACUGGGAAGAGACAGAGCAUUGUUAUUCUCUUGAGCUUGAAACACAGCGUGUUUGGGAUUAUGCUGGUGAUAACUACGUUCACCGACUUAUUCAAUCCAAAACUGACGGUAAGCUCGUGGAGUUGAAUACUCAUUGUUCGCUUGACGAUGAUAGUCGUGGAAGUUGUGAAUUCUCUGACAGUGGAAUUACCGAUGCUCUCUUGAACAGCAAAGUCGAAUUGAUCAUUGGGGAGUACAAUGAACUGCUCCAUGCACAACUAGAGAACCAAAAACAAUAUUUUGAGAAAUUGCUACAAGAUGUCAAAGAGGAAGCCGAAAAGAAAGUCUCAGAAGCGGUUAGCAAGGCAAUUGGCCAAAGACUGCAAAAGCUGCAAGCCAAGCUUGACAGAUGCGUCCAAGAUAAGAAAUUUCUUGAUGAACUCAAUGAAAACCUUGUGAAAAAUAAGGACAUAUGGAAAGCAAAGAUCACAGAACUGGAAGAAAGGGAGAAGAGAGCAGUUAAAGCAAAGGAUGAAAAGAUUGAGGACCUGGAAGAACAGCUUAGAAAUCUGAUGGCGCAAAUGGAAGAGGAGCAGCCAUCAGAAGAAGUAAAGGAGGGUAAGGAUGGUACGGUCAUACCCAUAUCUGCCAAUUCUUCUUCUUGAUCUCCGUCGGGUGGAAAGGGAAAGGGAAGUAGCAGGGGAAAGGGUUAGAAGAGAAGGAUGUGCAAGAGUCUUGUCUCUCUGUCGACCAUAAAGAGUUCUGUAACAAAUGCAAGCAAUUGUCUGUUCUAAACCAUGAACAAAGUACCAUUGUUUGGCCAUCCAUACACAUUUAACCAUCACGGGUCAAAUUGGUCAACGCGGAAGAAUUCUGCCCAUAUGUUUGUUCAAAGAUA
Tarenaya hassleriana is the source of this 1706-nucleotide messenger RNA. Its product is annotated as BRCA1-associated protein. Bases 40 to 1473 code for a protein of 477 amino acids. Gene Ontology annotation, biological process: Ras protein signal transduction; protein ubiquitination. NCBI's taxonomy places the organism in Eukaryota, Viridiplantae, Streptophyta, Magnoliopsida, Brassicales, Cleomaceae. Gene Ontology annotation, molecular function: zinc ion binding; ubiquitin protein ligase activity. The record is from RefSeq and is a predicted model, not a curated record. The transcript has 12 exons. Gene Ontology annotation, cellular component: cytoplasm.